AUGGAUCGCCAUGAAAUCACCUCGGAGGCUGACAAAACCCACCAAAAUCGUCUCUCCAGUGUCACCGAGGAGGAAGAGGAACAAGAUCCAGCUUACACGAUUGUGACAGUCCUGGACAAAGUGGCCAACAUUGUGGACAGCGUGCAGGCGAGCCAGAAAAGGAUAGAGGAGAGGCACAGGGAGAUGGAAAACGCCAUCAAGACCAUACAGAUUGACAUGUUAAAGCUUGCCCAGGCUCACGGCAAUACAGGCUACAUGGUGAACAAGUUACUGGAGAAAACCCGCAAAGUCAGCUCCACUGUGAAGGAGGUGCGGGCACGUGUGGAGAGGCAGAGCGCCAGCGUGCGGAAGGUGGAAGUCAAACAAGAGGAGAUGCUAAGAAAAAACAAAUUCCGGGUCGUAAUCUAUCAGGAGGAAACUGAGUGUCCUUCCUCUCUCUCUGUUAUCAAAGAAAGGACAGCAGGUGAAACUCUAGAGGACGAUUUCUUCCCACCUGAUGAUCUGUCUUCUGAUGAAGAAUAUUAUAUCGAAGAAAGCAAAGCAACCCAGUUCAAGAAAUCAGGCAUGAGGCGCAUAGAUGAUAUCAAAAAGGCAUUUUCAAGGGAAAAUAUCCAAAAGACGAGACAAAAUUUUGGCAAGAAGGUAAACAGGCUUCGAACUAGAAUAGUGACCCCUGAGAGGAGAGAGAGGAUCAGGCAGUCAGGAGAGAGACUGAAACAAUCUGGGAUAAGGAUCAAGAAAACCAUUUCACAAGCUGCCCCAGUGAAGGAGACAUUCAAAAUCCAUAAAAAAAAUAAAGAACGAACAGGAGCUGAAGGUCAGGAGGGGAUCCAGGAAGCCGGUGUGCACAUCGCCUCUGAGCUCGCAGCAGCAGAGCCCUUCACUGAAGAAAUCUCUUACACAGAAGUUAUCACUAAGGUAAAGAAAGACAAGAAUAGUGCAACAAAAGGUGCUUCCCAGUCAACUGAAAAAGGAGUGACAAUCCCGGAAGUUGUUCUUAAGCAGGAAGGAAAAGAAGGAGGAGGACGUGAUGAUGUCCCUUUGCUAGACUUAAAGCAAUCAGCAUAA
Messenger RNA from Gavia stellata (red-throated loon), 1068 nucleotides. It is a transcript of the gene CAVIN4, whose product is annotated as caveolae associated protein 4. Gene Ontology annotation, biological process: regulation of gene expression. The transcript has 2 exons. The record is from RefSeq and is a predicted model, not a curated record. The coding region runs from base 1 to 1068 and encodes 355 amino acids. NCBI's taxonomy places the organism in Eukaryota, Metazoa, Chordata, Aves, Gaviiformes, Gaviidae. Gene Ontology annotation, cellular component: caveola; cytoplasm.